Messenger RNA from Acaulospora morrowiae, 1946 nucleotides. The record is from the annotation of a GenBank genome assembly. NCBI's taxonomy places the organism in Eukaryota, Fungi, Glomeromycota, Glomeromycetes, Diversisporales, Acaulosporaceae.
GACAUUUUCCACCUCCCCCACAAUAUUCCACUUAUCAGGGGUCUCCAACGGUCCCCUCUAACCAAUAUAUUCCUCCGCAAUAUCAAAGGCCCUCAAUACCUCCACCUUCACAACAGUCUUCCAUAGAUGACUCAACAACUAUAGCUUUUGACAAUCUUGCGAUGACUCUAAGAACUGCUGGACCUCAGGAGUUGGAGAAUUUUCGGCUGUCUCUCAAGAUGCUUAUGCACGAAUGUUCGCAGUCAAAUAUUCAGCGAGGAAAGACCUGGAUAGUUGAACAUUGUACAAGCCCAACCCAUUACGAUAGUUUAUUACGUUUCAUUAUUGCCCUCUCGAGAUCCCGGCCUUCCUUCGAAGACAAACUUCACUUGAUAUAUUUGGUCAACGACCAGAAUUCUUCCAGCAUUAUUGAAUUAGUAAUAAAAAUUUGGUAUUACAGUGAGCGUCGUCAGGAACUUUGGGUGAAAGAGACGCUGCAUCCGCACUUACUUCCGUUACUUCGUGGAGCUUUUCACUGCGUCGACGCGAAUGAGAAGCAACAGGAGAAAGUUCUCAAAAUUAUAUCUAUAUGGGGUGAUAAGCAUUACUUUGAUGAUGCCAAGAUCAGUGCUUUGAAAUCUGGAGUCAUGGUUCCUCCACCACCGCCGGGUGGACCACCGCAAACUUCAUUUUCUGGAAUUUCAUCACAAAGUCAACACUCAUUCGGUCACAUCCGAUAUCCGAGUUCGCAAUCUGUGUCAACUUUCUAUAAUCAAAGUACCCCCCCACCACCGGGAAUGUUUAGUAAUCCCAUUACUUCUGUUCAAUCAAUGGUUUCGUCGAACGCUCAUCUUUCUCCGCCAGUUUCUCACAUGCGACCUACUCCUGAGCCCGCCCCGCCGGGUAUACCUGGACAGUUUCCUUCUGGAUCGUCAUCUACGGCAGUACCAAUGCAAGGGAUUGUAUCGAGAUCCGAGGCCACACCUCCGAUCCCCACAGUCCCGGAAAAAAAAUAUUACGAAUUACCGGCAGGGCUGAUUGUACCCGCAGUCUCGUCUGAGGAUACUCCUUAUAAAUCAAUUCACGCAGCUUCCAUUAGGCUUCCCCCUCAUAGACUGCCGCCAACAACAGAAUUAUUAGAUGCUGUUGAUAAGUUUUACGAGGGGAUGAAAUUGAUAGAGUCAACAGAAGAUGCAGAUGACGAAAGUGUUGUAUCAGAAAACAAUAAAAUUGAACUCGAUAAGGACGGAUGGGAAAUAGGAUUUUUAGAUGAUUUCUACAGGGAUCUGCACGCGCAACCGAGAAGAUCGAUUGCACCGCCGUUGGUCGAGAGGCAGAAGUCAGCCGUAGUAGAUCAAGAGGUCGCAAACGGCAUAGGCGUAGCAGGAGUAGGUCUCGAUCAGGAUCGAUUUCAAGACGAAGAUAUAGAUCCCAUAGUCGGUCAAGGCACGGAUGGAGAAGAACGAGAUCACGAACUCGUUCGCGGACACGGUCUCGAAGGUGAAGACGAGUCCAGUGAAUAUAGUUCUUCAUCACGAAGAAGGUAUCGCAGCAAAUCGUAUUCUAGAUCCCGAUCAAGGUCACCGUCAUACAAUGGAGGAGUUGGGGGUUUGGGUUAUAAUAUUAAGGAACGAGACGAAGGUUCUCGACCAGAUAAGAUGAUAUCCGAUCGAAACGUAGGAUUUCAAAUGUUGAAAAAGCUAGGUUGGGAAGGAGCAGGCACAGGAUUAGGAUCAUCUGCGACAGGUAUUGCCGAACCGAUUAAAGGCGGGGAGAUUAGGUUUGGAGAGCAAAAAUAUUUGGGAGUUGGUCAUGGUAAUGGAGACGAAGAAGACAUUUUCGAUCAGUAUCGCAAAGCAAAAAGCUACACUUAUCAGAGAAGUGAAGUUGGCUCAAAGGAUAAAAAGCCAGCUGGUUGCUUUAGAUGCGGGAAGCCAGGUCACAUUGCACGAGAAUGCCCGGAUUAA